This is a messenger RNA of Funneliformis geosporum, 375 nucleotides long. The record is from the annotation of a GenBank genome assembly. Lineage: Eukaryota; Fungi; Glomeromycota; Glomeromycetes; Glomerales; Glomeraceae.
AUGUGUAAAAAUAUUUUAUCUAUUAGUGAUUUAAGAUUAUGUAAGCUUGUUAAAUAUUUUCAAUCAUUUAAAAAUGAUGAAAAUUAUGGUGUUUUACCAUUUGUUAUAACUGAAGUUUUAAGAGGACAACCUCAUAUACUAGCUAUUGAUAUAUAUAGUUUUUCUAUGAUUAUGUGGGAAUUUAUUUCUGGAAUUCCUCCAUAUGAUAAUGAAGCUCAUAAUAAUCAACUUGUUACAAGUAUUUGUGAAGGUAAACGUUCUGAAUUUAUUAAAGAUACUCCACAAUGUUAUAUAAAUUUAAUGAAAAAAUGUUGGGAUAUGGAUCCAUUUAAAAGACCAAUUGUAUUAGAAAUUAAAAAGAUUAUUAAAAAUUGA